AUGGAGGAUAAUCGGAACAAGUCCGGAAAGGCAAAUAAAAGGAAAAUGAAGGGCGAGAAACGCAGAAAUUAUGACUCUUCACGCUUCAAGGAGGCUUAUAUGAAAGUUAUAAAGGAUAAUUGGUCAGUGUACAAGGCGUCGAAGGAAUAUGGACACAUAGCUACUCAUGGAGGUGAAAGUUUCGACUUACCUAAACUUGGGAGACCAUUCACAUUAGACAGCGACUUUGAAUGA
Molecule: messenger RNA, 234 nt
Organism: Parnassius apollo (apollo)
Lineage: Eukaryota; Metazoa; Arthropoda; Insecta; Lepidoptera; Papilionidae
Source: the annotation of a GenBank genome assembly